Messenger RNA from Prorocentrum cordatum, 985 nucleotides. The record is from the annotation of a GenBank genome assembly. Lineage: Eukaryota; Dinophyceae; Prorocentrales; Prorocentraceae.
AUGCCGGACCUGACCAGCCCGCCCAUCCACCAUCGAAGCACGGAGGCCCCGUCUGGGCGGGCCGCCUCGCGCGACGCGGGCUUGCUCGGGCGGCGCUCCAGCAGGAGCCGGAGGGGGCUGGCGAGCGACCUGGUGGCCGCGGUGUCGAAGAGCCUCGCGCAGCGGCUCUCCGAUCACGCGCCAGUCCUGGACGGCCGCCGUGCUCGGGACAUGGCAGCGUUCGUUCACACCGGCGCGACUGGCGGCGACUCCUUGUUGGGCCUGUCAGAGUGUUUCCGGGGUGCGCUCGAGGCGAUGGAGCUGAGCGACACGAGCAAAGGCAUGGUCCUCGCUGGCGCCUACCACUGCCUUCAGGCAGACGACGUCCAGCUCACCCCCCAAACGUGGCGGCCGCUCGUCGUGACCUCGCUGCUCGUCGCGGUCAGCGAAUUGUGCGGGCGCGCGGAGCGCGAGCAGGCGAUUCGCAAGCUCAGGCGCUCCACGGCCCAGUGGUGGUCUCAAGACAAGGCCGACCUGGCAGUCGAGGUCUUCAAGAUGCGCGAUGCCUACGUGCGGGAUCCGCUCAGCCAUCAGAACGUAGUGGCGCUGUACCUCAAGCUGCAGGCUCGCUCUUCGGAGACCGCUUCACUCGGUGAGGAUAGUAGCUCGUGGUCGACCGCCGUCGAGCUUAAACGGGCGUCCAAGAGGAACGCGCAUGUCAGGGCCUCGACGCGGCGGUCAAGCCGCAACGGCACCCGUCACGCCUACAACAUCGAGCGCAGCAAUGCCAUCCUGGCACUCUCCGAGUCGAGGUGUCGAAUCACCGUCAACAACGUCGACACAUCCGACCUCUCCGUCAUCUCCAUCUGUCGCAUAGAUAACGGACAAGCGCUGGCCACGCAGAAGCACAGCAGUCGCGUGGCAUUCUACAUCAGCCGGCCGGCAGAGGCAAGUGACGGAACGGGCAUUGCCGAACUCAUGCGCAGCUCGCGCAAGCUGGCGCUAC